AUGUCCCUCGAGACCGGCGAGCCGCCGAAACUGUAUGGCGUCAACUUCCAGCCGCCGGCACCGUUCGACUUCGCGAAUCCGCCAACGUGGGCGACAUGGCUCAGCCGCUACGAAGACUACGCAGCGGUCUCAGGACUGACGCAAGCGUCGGAAGACAUGCAGGUACGCUCGCUACUGUACUGCAUGGGCCCGGAGGCCCGCCCGCUUCUCGAGACUUUCUCGCUCGACGCCCAGUCGCUCGCUUCAUACCAAGCCCUUGCCACCCGCUUCACUGAGCACUUCAUGCACCGACGUGUUCAGCUGCCCGACGAAAGCGUCGACACGUACUACGCAGAACUGCGCAGGAUGGUUAAGCGCUGUAACUAUCCGUCUGCUGCUGUCGAGGAAAGGCUCGUACGCGACCGGUUCGUCGUCGGCCUCCGCGACUCCCGUCUCUCGGACCAGCUGUGCCGGAACGCGAAGUUGACACUACAGGACGCCUGGACACAAGCCCGUCAAUCCGAAGACGCCGACAGGGAAAAGGCGUUGCCCCAGAACCGCAACGAGCACUCCCGUGAACUCAACCUCGACGCCGCAAACGCUGACAAGUUCCCCUCUCGUCGUCGCUCCGGCGCUAAGCCUCGUUCGCCACAGCCGCAAGCAGAGCGCUCACGCGAGCCGUCCACAUGCGAAUUCUGCGGCCGCGCGCCUCAUCGACGUUCAGACUGCCCGGCCCUACGCUCCGCCUGCAAAUUCUGCAAAAAGAAAGGCCACUUUGCCGAAGUAUGCCGCUCACGGAAGUUCAAGCAGUACAAGCUCAGCUCCGUUCACCUGCACGCCGUCGCGACGCCCGCCUCGGCAAAGUUCGUCGACGUCACCGUUGCCGACUACACGGCGCAGUUCAAGGUCGACUCCGGAGCCGAAGUAUCUGCUGUUCCCAGCGACUUUCCUACCUUGCCUGCCAAACUCGACCAAGUCGACACUCUGCUCACUGGCCCGGGAGGACAGCCACUGCGCGUGCUGGGCUCGUAUGUGGCACGACUUCAGUGGCAAGGGAAAGCAAGCUGUCAGCGCCUCUACGUGAUCCAGUCUCUCACUGUGCCUCUUGUGGGACUGCCUGCGCUCCAAGCCCUCCAAGUAGUUCGGUUUCUUGAUCAACUCAAGACUUCAAAAGCGACGCUGCACGCCGAGCUCUUCAAUGGAUUGGGCACCCUCAAGGAUGAAUACAACAUCCAGUUGAAACCCGAUGCCGUACCUUUCUCGCUAAGCGUACCUCGCAGGAUCCCCAUCCCGCUGCUCGAGAUCGUCCGCCGCGAGCUGGACAAAUUGGAAAGCGCAGGCGUGAUCCGCAGGGUCGACAAGCCAACACCAUGGUGCUCGGGUCUCGUCGUCGUCCGGAAAGGCGAUGGUUCCUACCGCCUCUGCGUCGACUUAACACAACUCAACAAGGUCGUCCUUCGUGAAAGACAUAUUCUGCCAACUGUCGAGCAAGUCCUUGGCCUCCUCGGUGAUGCAACAGUUUUUUCGAAGCUGGACGCGACCGCAAGCUUCCACCAGGUGAAGCUCUCUGAAGACUCCCAAGAGCUUACGACAUUCAUCACCCCAUAUGGCCGAUACUGCUUCUGCCGGCUCCCCUUUGGCAUCACCUCCGCACCAGAGUACUUCCAAAAGCAGAUGGAACAUGACGCCAGACUGAUCCAGGUGCUAUCUCGCCUUGCAAAAGCAGGUAUCACAUUGAACCAGGACAAGUGUCGUUUUGGGGUACCCGAGGUCUCCUUCCUCGGAGUUGUCGUCUCAGCACAGGGCAUCAGGCCAGAUUCGGGCAAGGUCGAAGCAGUCAAAGCCAUGGAAGCUCCAACGGACGUUGCUGGCGUUAGAAGACUGCUCGGAAUGGUGAACCAUCUUGCCAGGUUCUUGCCACACAUCUCGGACGUCACAGCUCCCAUCAGAGCCUUACUGAACAAGUCUGCGAGUUGGGUGUGGCAGCAUGAGCAAAAGGCAGCAUUCGAGAAAAUCAAGGAACUCUUGACGUCAGACAGGUGCAUGGCCAAGUACCACCCGUCGUACGCCACUACGGUUUUUGCAGACGCAAGCUCAUUCGGACUCGGCGCAGUUUUGCUACAGACGCAACCCUCAGGAGAGCGCCGCCCAGUCGCGUUCGCUUCGAGGUCAAUGACAGAUACCGAGCAGCGUUACAGCCAGACUGAAAAAGAAGCUUUGGCAACGACGUGGGCUAUCCAAAGGUUCGACGAGUUCGUCCGUGGCAUACCCUUCGACGUCGAGAGUGACCACCUGCCACUGGUUUCGCUUCUCGGCAAGAUGGAGCUGAACAUGUUGCCGCCUCGUAUUCAGAGACUACGGCUGAAGACCAUGCGAUACCAGUUCCGUAUGCUGCACGUGCCAGGAAAGCUGCUAGCCACAGCUGAUACGUUGUCGCGCCUCACCUACAAGCCACCCACUCCUCUAGACAGUAUCGAACUUUUUGCAGCACAGGUAGUCGGCUGCAUGUCGGAAGUCUCGCCACUCAGCCCUAAAGACGUGGGAAGGCACAAGAGUUUGAUGAAUGGUUGGCCUAAAAGGACCACGAUACCACUGCACCUCUCAAAGUACGCCUCUGUGGCAGACGAGCUCUCUGUCUGCGACGGAGUUCUGCUGAAAGGCGCCCGGGUAGUCAUCCCAUCGUCCCUUCGGCCAGCGGUCUUGACGCUGUUCCAUGAAGGUCAUCAGGGCAUCAACAGGACCAAAGCCCUAGCUCGGGAGUCAGUUUGGUGGCCCGGUAUCUCGACAGACAUCGCCUCUCUCGUUGCCAACUGUGAACAGUGCGCUUCCACUCGCGUGAACUUUGCCGAGCCCCUGCUCUCCACGGCCCUACCUGGACAUCCCUGGGAGUUCCUUGGAAUGGACUUGUUCCACCUCAACGGCCAGACGUUCAUCCUGGUGGUAGACUAUUACUCAAGGUUCCCUGAGGUGGUGACCCUGAGGAGCACGACGGCUCAGGCAGUCAUUGACGCUCUCAAAUCCAUCUUUGCCCGCCAUGGAAUCCGGCAAGAAGUCAGGUCAGACAACGGCCCACCGUUCUCGUCGCAAGAGUUCGCGGCAUUUGCAGCGUCAUACGGCUUUAACCACAGGACCAGCAGUCCACACUACGCUCAAUCGAACGGAGAGGUGGAGAGGAUGGUGCGUACUAUCAAGGACCUGUUUCGCAAGUCAAAGGAUCCUUAUCUGGCUCUGCUCAGCUAUAGGGACACUCCAGGAGUCAACGGCUUUAGUCCAGCCCAGCUGUUGAUGGGACGUCAACUCGGAACCAGAGUCCCAAAGCAAGGCUCCCAGCUAUGUCCCAACUGGCCCCCAAUGAAAGAAAUCGUCGCCAAGGAUGCGACUUACAAGCAGAAGCAGGCCGACAACUACAACAGGCAUCAUGGAGCUCGAGACUUACCGCCACUCCAAACAGGUCAGCGCGUCUGGGUGCGACCUGAUCAAGUGCAGGCUACAGUCCUCAGUCCGGGGCAAAAACCAAGAAGCUACGUGGUCGAAACGGAGCGAGGUGGCACCCUACAGCGCAACCGGCGUCACCUAGUGCCUUUUGGGCCUACUGCCUCCGGAGCGGAACCACCACCACUGCAGCAAGUUCGCUGUCAGGAGCCUCGGCCUGCCAACAUUGUGGAAUCGACGGUCCCCCUCGGACAGUCUGGGCAACAGUCCCCUGCAGCCAGGGACCGCAGUGACGGUGUGACACGAACACGUUACGGCCGGCCUAUUGUUCCGCCGCGCCGUUUGAACUUGUGA
Dermacentor andersoni is the source of this 3765-nucleotide messenger RNA. The record is from RefSeq and is a predicted model, not a curated record. NCBI's taxonomy places the organism in Eukaryota, Metazoa, Arthropoda, Arachnida, Ixodida, Ixodidae.